AUGGCGACUAGCGAGAACUCCGAGAAGCCAGUAAUGGUAAUCGCCAUUGACGACAGUGAGCAUAGCUUCUAUGCUCUCGAGUGGACUCUCGACCAUUUUUUUGCUCCUUGCAUCUCGAAUCCUCCUUUUAGGCUCGUCAUUGUCCACGCAAGACCGUCUCCUUCUUCCGUCAUCGGACUCGCCGGACCUGGGGCUGCCGAAGUUUUGCCGUUCGUGGAGGCAGAUCUGAAGAAGACGUCAAUCAAGGUUGCAGGGAAGGCAAAGGAAAUCUGCAGCUCUAAAUCGGUGAACACAACGGAUGUGGAAUCUGUGGAAGGUGAUCCUAGGAAUGUUCUCUGUGAGGCCGUAGAGAAAAACCAUGCAGCCAUAUUGGUCAUGGGUAGUCAUGGUUAUGGAGCUCUAAAAAGGGCGGUAUUAGGAAGUGUAAGUGACUACUGCGCACACCAUGCAAAUUGUAGCGUUAUGAUUGUGAAGAAGCCCAAGGCCGGCAACAACUAA
Molecule: messenger RNA, 498 nt
Organism: Nelumbo nucifera (sacred lotus)
Lineage: Eukaryota; Viridiplantae; Streptophyta; Magnoliopsida; Proteales; Nelumbonaceae
Product: universal stress protein PHOS34-like
Source: RefSeq, a predicted model, not a curated record